AUGGCAGCAAUAACUCAAAACAUUACAACACCAGCACCAGUAACAAGUGUUGCAUCAUUGACAGAAACCUACUCUCUAAUUAGGAUUGGUAGCGAUCCCAAGUCUGAUCUUGUUAUUUCGAAUUCAAAUCCUGCUGAACCGGUUAUUGCAAAGACACACUGCUGGUUGGAACUACGACGUCUAAACAACAAAAAUCGAACAGUCUUUCAUAAUGGUCCUAAUAAAAGAACCUACGUAGAAGGCAAAUUGAUGGAGCCUCACCAGCAAUAUUUGUUGAAGGACGGAGACAGGAUUUUAGUGAAAUGUAAAGAUGGCUAUAUUGGCAAGUAUUAUGAUGAUUGUGAUAACAAGAUUGAAACGAUGUUGCUGAUAAAAAAAAAAAAUAUACUAUUUACAAAUAAAUUGAUUAAUUCUAAGAAUCCAAUUUUAAAACAAGAGGAAUUGAAGAAUUAUAAAGAUGAACUGAAAUUGAUCAAGAGUGUUGAUUGUGGGAGAGUAUUAAGUCUUGCAGAUCAACAUUUUGACGAUGAUAGCGUUGUUCAAGUUCAUUUUCAAAAAAGGGCUAUUCAAUAUAAUAUACGCCCAUUACAAUGUAUAGUUUAUGAAGAUAAUUCAGUAGUAAAAGAUUUAUCUGAAGCGGCGAGUUGA
Entrophospora sp. SA101 is the source of this 648-nucleotide messenger RNA. The record is from the annotation of a GenBank genome assembly. Lineage: Eukaryota; Fungi; Glomeromycota; Glomeromycetes; Entrophosporales; Entrophosporaceae.